ACUUUCAGUGGUGUGGGCUGGACAGACAGCGAUGGACAAGGAGGCAGCAGGCAGUGGAGCAAAGGCUGAGGCCGGGGAGUGACAGCGAGUGGCUGACUGGGGACAGGGCAGGCAGGGGAAGCAUCGCAGCAAGAGGGGGCAGAGAGCAGAGUCUGAGGAAGGAGGCGGGUACAGAAGACAGCAUGGCAACUUCAGGCCGUUUGCCAGCAGAGGUCCAGGGAGCUGUGGGCACCAACGCCCACCCGUGGUGCUCUGGGUCCACACUCGUGGGAGGCCUGUUCAUGAGAGGGCUCCACCUGCUGCUGCUCCCACCUUCCAGCUGCUUCUGCUCACCGCUGUGACACAUGGGGGUAAAGGAAGCACCCCAAGCCAGCACCUGGAGAGCGUCCCCUCCCCCACUCCCAUUUUCUAUCUCCAUGAGCAAGGGAUCCCAGACAGCUAACUGGACACACCUGCCUCGGCCUCCCGCAAGGGGGGAUUUGGACUCUGCCAGUCACCUGAGCACUCUGUGUGCCCCUGAAACGAGAACUCAUCGUUUACCUGGCCUGUUCGUCACCCAGAGCACCUCUGUACCAGCGGAAGCAUGUCUUUCUUUCUUUGAAGCCUUUGCUGGAAUGGCCAGUGGAAACAAAGCAUUAAUGAAUUUAAUCCUUUCCAAAUUUGAACCUACUGGCCAGGAGAGGGAGGCUUUUGAAAAACUCCAGGAAUGCUACAAUGGGUUAGGACUGAGCGGCAAAUUGCUGGAUGCCAAAGUUAUGGAAGCCAUCCUCCUCAGCCCAGAAUGCAGGAAUUACUAUACCACAGACAUGUUGGACAAAAUUAAGAAAGUUCUUUCCAAACUAACCUCUAUGUAAUAUGAUGGCUGAUCUGGUGUCAUCUGGCUGCCCUGUCCUGUUUCCCUCCUGAAGUUGGAAUCCAGACACCUGUCCCCUCCUUGUCCAGUCUGUUAAGCUGAUUCUAAUAAACACCCGCAGCUCUGCUCUCUG
Peromyscus maniculatus bairdii (prairie deer mouse) is the source of this 986-nucleotide messenger RNA. Lineage: Eukaryota; Metazoa; Chordata; Mammalia; Rodentia; Cricetidae. The record is from RefSeq and is a predicted model, not a curated record.